AUGAUACCCUCUGACUUCCUAGGUGAUUUGUUGGAUUUUUCAAAUGGAUCGAUUAACUGGAGUGAUCCAAAGAUAUGGGAAUACUUUGAUGGUUUGGCAACUGACAAAGAAGAACCGUACUACGGAUACAUCAACUACCUGCCGGAUAUACACGUCGCAGUUAAAAUACUUCUUGUUGUUACGCUCGUGAUCAUAAUCGUAGUAUGUGGUUUUGGCAACAGUUUGCUAUGUUUGACGAUACUACGACAGAAGCGUCUACGCAGCGUGACAAACUUAUUCAUCGCCAGUCUUGCGGUAUCCGACGCUAUGGUAGCUAUCCUAGGCGCACCGUUUAGCUUGUACUACUACUUGUACCAGAAAUGGAUUUUCGGUGAUGUCAUGUGCUCACUAGUGGGCACGGUUAAGAUAGUCUCACUGAAUGUCUCUGUCAAUACGCUCUUGAUCAUAGCUUUGGAAAGAUACUACGUGAUUCACAACCCAAUGAAACCACGGCUAACAAAGAGAAAAGUGUUAAUAAUUGCUGCGCUGACGUGGGUUGUCUCUUUCAUUGUCUCUAUACCAACUCCAAUGAAUACGAUAACAUCCAGAGGAUUCGACAAGGACGGCAACGAAAUUAUAUAUUGCGCAGAGUAUUGGUCAAAUCGUACGGCAUCGCGCUCAUAUAUGCUGUUUCUGAGUAUUUUCGAAUACGUGAUACCUAUGGUCGCCAUGAUUGUUGCAUACUCCAAGAUUGUACGCAAGGUGUGGUUCCGGGGUACACCGGGUAAUGCCACGCAUCGUCAGCGAGACAGUGUGAUAGAAAGUAGGAAGAAAACCAUUCGCAUGUUGAUGAUUGUGGUAACGUCGUUUGGCUUAUCUUGGGGCCCUUAUUACGCAUACAACAUCAGUGUUCACUUUCACGAAGAUGAAUGGUUUGAAAACGAUUACAACAUGACUGGGUUCUAUGUUGUGGAGGUGAUAGCUAUGAGUAACUGCGUCAUGAACAGUGUUGUGUUUUUUCUUAUGAAUGAAAAUUUCAGAAGAGAAUGCCUGAACUUGUUAGCCAAAGUGCAUUGCAUCAAAGUAACAUUUCAGAUAACGACAACAACUAAUAUAAGCCUCACAAGGAAUGGAACACGCACCACGGUUCGUGUAGUGGCACCACCGGAAACUAAUGUAUGA
Molecule: messenger RNA, 1161 nt
Organism: Saccoglossus kowalevskii
Lineage: Eukaryota; Metazoa; Hemichordata; Enteropneusta; Harrimaniidae
Product: prokineticin receptor 2-like
Biological process (GO): neuropeptide signaling pathway
Cellular component (GO): plasma membrane
Molecular function (GO): neuropeptide Y receptor activity
Source: RefSeq, a predicted model, not a curated record